GGCCUAGCUCCCAUUAUCUCUGAAAGAUACGGCUUUAAACACUGUGUCUUUGUUCAAUGUUUCCUUCGGAUCAGAUUGAUGACUAUCUGUACGAAAUCUCUGAUAUUCCCCAUCAUGAAGAUUUUGUGCGACAAAAUCUCACAUCUGGGGAAUCCGUAGAGGGAAGUCAUCUAACACGGAGAACGGGAAAAGGCAGAGGACUUAAAAGUUUAGCGGUGGCCAACAAUAAUGAUGCCAAUUAUGCUGUUUCUGCCAACGAUGCUAAGAAGAUAGCUCGCAAGGAAAUCGAACGGGAAAGGAGACAGCAAAUGGGCAAACUCUAUCAGAAACUUAGAUCACUGCUCCCUCCUGAGUCAAUAAAGGGAAAGCGAGCUGCGUCCGAUCACAUGAACGAGGCAGUGAAUUACAUAACAUAUAUGAAAAAGAGGAUCGGAGAAUUGAGUAUCAAAAGAGAUAAGGUCAAAAAAUUAUCUAAUCGGAGUGCCUUGGAUCUAGGGAGUAGUAGUGCUAGUUCAUCAGGUAUCAACUCAUGUGUUGUAGUCCAUCCUUUCCGGGGCGGAGUAGAGAUUAUGAUAAGUAGUGGCUUUGGAGACCAAAGCUGGCAUCUCUCCACGGUCCUGCAAGCUAUCCUUGAAGAGGGGCUUGACGUUGUCCGUUGUGUUUCCAGCCAAACAAUUGAAGGGUUGUUGCAUACUGUUCAGUCAGAGGUUACUGAUCCAACACAAAUUGAUCUAUCCCGGUUGCAAACCAAGCUAAAUGAUUUGAUAUCCUACUAUGAUAAUGCUGGCUGCGGUCGCUGAUUUAUUGGCUUGCAAGUGGCAAGGGAGUUCCGUAUUGUGAACUGCCAUAUCUAGUAGAUAAACUUAGGGUUCACUUCGGUGCUUUGUUUGGCUUAUUCGGUACUAGUGUUGUUGGUGGGGGCUUAUGUGUGGAUUUUGGAACAAGGAUUUGUAUUCAAGUAUUCAACUGACAUUAGAUAUGGUAACUUUUUGUGUUAAGUUGAUUACUAAUACAACAUUUGUUAAACAAUCGAACCUAGUUGUGUUUGCCUUGGUACUAUUAUAGACAGCAUUGCUAUGGAAGAAAA
Messenger RNA from Gossypium raimondii (Peruvian cotton), 1087 nucleotides. Its product is annotated as transcription factor bHLH118. Gene Ontology annotation, molecular function: DNA-binding transcription factor activity, RNA polymerase II-specific; protein dimerization activity; RNA polymerase II transcription regulatory region sequence-specific DNA binding. The record is from RefSeq and is a predicted model, not a curated record. Gene Ontology annotation, biological process: regulation of transcription by RNA polymerase II. The coding region runs from base 57 to 800 and encodes 247 amino acids. The transcript is spliced from 3 exons. Gene Ontology annotation, cellular component: RNA polymerase II transcription regulator complex. Lineage: Eukaryota; Viridiplantae; Streptophyta; Magnoliopsida; Malvales; Malvaceae.